Rotaria sp. Silwood1 is the source of this 573-nucleotide messenger RNA. The record is from the annotation of a GenBank genome assembly. Lineage: Eukaryota; Metazoa; Rotifera; Eurotatoria; Philodinida; Philodinidae.
AUGUCACUUAAUUGGGACAAGCAACAUAACCAUAACAAUGAUUCGGUCUUCGAAAAUCUAUCUGAACUAACUGAUGCAAUAAAAUAUCAACCAGAUGGGCGCCGGAAUAAAGGAGAUAAUCGUGAUCAACGCAAACAAGAGCGUCGAAAACAUGGCAGUGGUUCUCGUGAUGCAAGCUAUUGUGAUCGUAAACGUCGAAGCAGUAGCUCCAGUUCAAGUAGUAGCGAUGAUGAUUCUAAGAAAGAUCGAGAUUGUAAACACUCUCGUGAUCGUAAACGUCGAAGCAGUAGCUCUAGUUCAAGUAGUAGCGAUGAUGAUUCUAAGAAAGAUCGAGAUUCUAAACACUCUCGUGAUCGCCAUCGCCAUAAAAGUGGUUCCAAAGAUCGUCAUCGCCAUGGAAGUGACUCCAAAGAUCGUCAUCACCAUGGAAGUGGCUCCAAGGAUCGACAUCGUCACAGUAGUAGCUCUAGCAGUAGCGAUGAUAGUCAUCAUGGUAAAGGCCACGGCAAAGGUCAUGGUAAACACCAUAAAAAGAAGCAUUCACGUGAUCGCCGAAGGCAUCAUCAUUGUUAA